AUGACAGAAAAGGCUGUUUUUGACAUUACACAAUUACCUGCAUCGUUUAAAAAGUUUCUUGAGGACAAUGACAUUGACCCAGCGGUAUACACAGUAGCUGAUCUCCCUCGUUACAUUCGAACCAAUACCCAUGUGCCACUCUCACGACGCCCAACAUUACAAGACCUAAAAGAUCAGUUUGAAACUGAGCAAGUUAUUCCUGUACCUGGGUUACAAGAUUUCUUUAGCGUUCAAUUGGGUGAUAAGCGUAUAUCCGAUAUUUCGGCGUACAAGGAACAUGCUAUUUUUGGCAUCGAUCUUAGCUCCGCCAUCGCCGUACAAGCAUUAGAGCUCCAACCCGACGAUCAAGUGUUGGAUCUCUGUUGUGCUCCCGGAGCCAAACUUUGCAUGAUUGCUAAUCUUUUGGGUAAGGAAGGCUUAGGUACUGCCACAGGUGUAGAUUUAGCAGCCCAUCGAUUAGCCACUUGUCGCUCCUUAUUAAAGAAAUACAAGGUAGGAGAAAAAGUGAGGUUAUUUGAAGCAGAUGGCACAACUUUUUCCGUCUUGCCUCCUCAAAGAUUAGGUAAUCGCGUCAUUUGUGCCACAGACAAUGAGAAGAAACGUCAAAAGACGACCGUCGUGAAACCCUUUUGGGCUUCCAGGUUGCUUCGCUUCGAUGACCAGUCGAGGAGUGGGAUUGGCUAUGAUAAAGUGCUGGUGGAUGCAGAGUGUACACAUGAUGGAAGUAUAGCUCACAUUCUAAAGGUAAUCUUGAAUUUAACAUCUAUAGGUGUAAAAGUGUGCUCAAUUCUCCUUCUAUUCACCAUGUAG
This is a messenger RNA of Mucor mucedo, 810 nucleotides long. Its product is annotated as S-adenosyl-L-methionine-dependent methyltransferase. The coding region runs from base 1 to 810 and encodes 269 amino acids. Gene Ontology annotation, molecular function: methyltransferase activity. Lineage: Eukaryota; Fungi; Mucoromycota; Mucoromycetes; Mucorales; Mucoraceae. The transcript has 2 exons. Gene Ontology annotation, biological process: RNA methylation. The record is from RefSeq and is a predicted model, not a curated record.